Molecule: messenger RNA, 1323 nt
Organism: Coregonus clupeaformis (lake whitefish)
Lineage: Eukaryota; Metazoa; Chordata; Actinopteri; Salmoniformes; Salmonidae
Product: HMG box-containing protein 4-like
Exons: 6
Coding region: 341-1042 (233 amino acids)
Source: RefSeq, a predicted model, not a curated record
AAAUAAUACUGGUUUUGUUACCUUGUGAAAAGUAUAGGCCAAUGGCUCAUUUUACGUAAACCACGCGCCUCCACCUACUGUGUGCGUUUUGCAGCGCUUGUUAGCGCAGCAAACUUUGAACUCUUCAAAGAUGGCGACAAGUCUGGAGAUGGUCCAUCAGUUCUUUCUCUUUCUUUAGAGAACGACACAUCGGAACGCCAAAAUUGAGCUCUCUUGAUCUGCUCCCAAUUCAUUGUUGAAAAGCACAAAUAGCUAUUUCAUACCCGACGAUACCGCGAGCUGUUGAGCAACAUAGCCGCCUCCGUAGUGCGUUUACAUUUGUGCGGGGCAGGUGUAGAAUAUGGAGGGAGAGGUGGGCCUUGUGACCGGCCGCAGUCAGAGAGAGAAGAAAAGAUCCUACAAAGAUUUCCUGAGAGAGGAUGAUGAUGAUGACCUAGUGGAGGAUGAAGAACAACUUGUCGUCAAAGAAUGCAAAUACAAGAAGUCAUAUAAGAAGAAGAGGAGACAUUCAGGUGACCACACCCACCCUCACAGAUGGACCAAUGGCAGUGCAGGACCGGAGUUGGAUGGUAUCUCCCAUCAUGACCACCAGACCUGUGAAUCACCAGAUGAAUGGAUGACAGAGGGGGAGAGAAUUGAUGAAACUAGGGAGGAGUCUACCAUGCCAUCAUUCUGGAUGUACAUGGAUGACCAGCAGAACGAGAUAAGGGCAGAGUCCUCUACAGCUAGCUGCAGUCUCGUGACCCCUGCUACCACAGACUCACCCAUGUUGACAGGGCCUGAGGUAGACCCAGUGAACGCAGCGGCCCACCUACAGCUGCUGGGGGAAUCCCUGUCUCACAUUGGCCACCGGCUUCAGGGAACUAAGGAGAUGAUGGCAGUGUCAGGUAGUCUGUCUGUUUUACUGGACUCUCUACUGUGUGCCCUGGCUCCCCUGGCCUGUCUCACCUCUCUGGUCCCCGAGUUACGCAGCUGCCCUUCACACUCACACACACUGGCUAAGACACUGGACAACAUUGCCUAUGUGAUGCCUGGUUUGUGAAGUCUGUCUGAUGAGGAGAAGAGCCUUAACCAGGGCAAGCAGGAAGUUGUCAUAAUUUGAACGGAUGUUCCUUCCUGUCUGUUUGGGGCCUAUAGAAAGGAUGGGGGAAGAAGAAGCCAUGUGUUCUAAAAGAGGAGGGGCUUAAGCGAACGGCCCAAUCUGCAAUGAGCGCUCUAAUUUACCUGUAUCCAAAGUUAUCUGGGUUCAUAUUGAAUUUGAAAGAUAAACUAUUUAUUUAGUUUAGUUUAUUUGUUCAAUUAAAACUUGUUUUGUUCAUGCAA